AUGACGCUGCCUCAACGCGGAGGCGGAUUGGACGCUCGCGGGGCGGAGAGGCGGAGUGGGCGGGGCCUGCAGGAGUUUCCCCCGGGGCUGAGCGGAGAAAGUCCCAUUUGGGAGUCUUCGGGGGGCGAAGAAGAGAGAAGGAUGGGGGGCUCCGGCGCUGCGCCUUUGGCCUUUGGGGGGCUCCUGCUGGGGAUGGGGGCGCUGGUGGUCUCUUCUUCGGAGGGGCUGGGCGUGGAGGCGCCUCCAGGUGAGCCAAGAUUCUGCAAUGGGGGGGGGGGAGAAGGAAGAGGAAACUCCGCUUAGCGGGACCCCCAUCGGUGGGGCUCCUUUGAGGAUCCCUCCUAGAUGGUCUUCCAUGAUCUUAGCAGGGAGUCCGUAAGUGACUGUGGAGGCCAAUUCUGGAUCCCCACGUCCUUCCACAGGGGGGACAUGUGGUUGGGGGGGGGAAUUGAUCCCUUGAGGGUUUGCCAAGCGUGCCUUCCUCUUAGCACGGUUCUCCCUUGCGUCCUGAGUUCGAGUGCCUUCAAAGCCCAUGACGCCUUUGGUCAAGGCUGUUCUCCAACUGGAGCACCAGCAGACAGUGUUUCCCAAUUGUCGGUGUUUAUAGUACAUUUUGUUAGAUGUGCCUUGAGAGAAUCUUUUAACCUCUUUUGUUGACUUCCAGCAUUCCAUACUUUCCAUUUUUAAGUUAGGACUAGAGUAGUUGCUUUGAAAGAAGAAGAACAACAUGGUUCAGUUCAGGGAAGCUGAUGUUGAAGAAUCCUUGCUUCCCCACGGGGGAUCUUUGCUUCUCCCAGGACACGGGGGGCAAAGGGGCAGGAGGGAAGGGGAAACACUCCCCCCCCCACUGAAAAGGAGCAGCUCAGGCUUCUUGGAUUGGGAAGGAGAGAGCAUUUAAUUAUAUCCCACCUUUCAGGAUUCAAAUACUACCCCAGCAGCAUUCAACUGAAUUUUAAUAGAACUACAAUACUGACACAUUCCUGCAGGACAGCUGAUGGCAGGCAGCCCUAGGGGACUUUUUUGCGGGGGGUGGGGGUGGGCAGCUGAAUGUGGCCCUGAGCGCUUCUUCACCUGCCUCUGAAAAUCAUCCUCAUCAUUAUUAGUCCAUUUAUCUCCCAUCAUUUUCAAGAGAUCUCAUAAGCAAUUCUUAACUCUAGAAAUGACUCCACAUAACGCAUAAAUAUACCUUUCUUCCGCUCCUAAGACAGGCAUGGGCGUAGCCAGGAUUUUUGUUGGGGGGGGGCAGGACUUUUGUUAGGAGGUGGAACCUCAGUUUGCUAUGUAUUUUUAUUGGUGUUUAUUGAUUUUUUUUGGGGGGGGGACUGCGCCUCCCUGCCUACGCCCAUGACGCCGGCAGCAAAACCGGGGCAAGGGAAACCUAAACUACCCCCCCCUCGCGGCAGAACCCCUCUCCCCGUCCCCUCUCCCAGCCCCCCCCCCGCCUUGGGGUCCCCUGGGUGCUGAAAUGGGCUCCUGUGUAGACAGGCGUCGCUUCCUGGGCUCUGGCAGGGAAAGCGAAAGUGAAACCGGGUGUCCCGCAGCGGGAGGGGGGUCUCGUGGGAGAGAGGGGGCGGCAUCUCCCCCUUUUCCUGGUCUCUCUCCCACCCCCAACAUUUUCUCUUCCAGCCGGAGGGCAAUAAAAGGGGGAGGGGGAGAUAAGCAUGGGCGUAGCCAUCAGGGGCAGGGAGCAGCCCCCCCUCAAAUAAAUAAAUUAAACAAAGCAGAUAGGUCGGUUCUCUCUCCCCCCCCCAUAAGUCCUGGCUACGCCCAUGGGGUCCAGGGUCUUGGAGGUUGUGGCUCCCUCCCCGCAACGGCCUUUGGCUGCCGCUCUCUUCCUAACCCCCCCCAUGAGAUCACGUGACACGAGACAGACCAUCUUUCUCCUGCCCGGCAGCUGCAACUAUCCGCUAUCGUGGGAGCUGCGCCCUUAAGGGAACCGGAAGUCUCUGUCCGCCCCCAAUUUCAUUCUCCCCCCCCCUCCACCCCCGCAGAGCAUUUCCUGUACCAGAAGAAGGGCGAGUGCCACUUCUUCAACGGGACGCAGGGAAUCCACUACCUACAAAGGCACUUCUUCGACCGGCAGGAGCUCGACUACUUCGACAGCGACCGAGGGAAGGUGGUGGCUGUGGCUGAACUGGGGGAGCCCGACGCCAAGGCAUGGAACCAGGACAAGGACGUCCUGCGGGGUGUGAUGGCCAACGUGGAUUCCUUCUGCCGGCACAACUACGGGAUCUUAGAGCCCUUCUCCCAGGCCCGGCGCGGUGAGUCCAGAAUGGGGGGGGGCGGCGUCAUGGAAAACAGCCGCCCCGGAAGAACCCAAAGGGGGGGGGCGUGGGGUGGACACGUGACUUUCUCCCCCCCCCCCGGGCCCCCCCCGCCCUCCCGCUUUUCAGAGAGAUUAAGGGCCUUUCCUGGCGCCCCACUCCAGAGGCAGAGUUUCUGUGUCCCUGGAAGCAUCACAAACCGUUUGGUAUAUUGCAAUGUGGCUCUUAGUUUAGUUACUUGUUAUUAAUUAGAUUCGCAUCCCGCCCUAUACUUGUAGGCCUCAAGGUGGCUUGCAACACAAUAUUUCAGUAUUCAUAAUAAUAAUAAUAAUAAAAUAAUAACAACAAACAACAAUAACAACAAUAAUAAUAGAAGUAAUGAUAUUAUUAUUAUUAUUAUUAAUACCCCAUCCAUUUAGCUGGGUUUCCCCAGCCACUCUGGGCGGCUCCCAACAGAAUUAAAAGCACAAUAGAACAUUAAAAACUUCAUUUACUACAUGUGAUGUCUAUGGUUCUCCCUCUCCUCAUUCCACCCCCACAACGACCCUGUGAGGGAGGCCAGGCUGAGGGGGGGGGGGCUGGCCAGGGACACCCAGGAGACUCAAGGCCCAGGGGGGAUUUGAACCCGGGACAGAGUCCAACACUGGACUACAUUAGAGUGGGGGGCUGCAAAGGGGACAUAGCAGCCUUUCAGGGGAGCAGAGAAAGCACAUUUCAAGCAGAAACCCUGAACAUUUUUAAAGUACAAUAUGAUGUUAUUUGGCCGUUAGUUAUUAAUUAUGACACCUUAGCAUGUCGUUUCCUGCACACCUGACAUGGAUUCAGGUUGGGCUGUCAUACGUCCAGGUUUUCCAGGGAAUCGGAAUGUUUAAAUUGAGGGGUGUCAGAAAUUUAACCCCACAAUCUCAAAAUCACAUACUAAGGAUUAAAUAAUAAUUAUUAGAAACAUGGUCCAUUUCCUUCAAACCCACUCAUUACUAUUUUCAGCUACCAAGCUCCCCUCCAGCCCCCCUGCCCCCGUUCUCGAGGGAUCAUCCCUAAAUCAAAAGGAUACUGUGCAGUGAUUUCUGAAGAUCAUCCUGUGUGCUAGGAAAAAAGGAAGGACAAACUCCUGAGAUUCCCAGGACUGGGAAAUGAGACAGAAGGAUGGAAAGUGUCCUAGGAAGGGGAGGGGCAUCCCAGGACCCCCAGGGAGGAGCAGUUCCCUGUUUGUGGAAUGCCCAGUCUGACCCCUGGGGAAACUGGGCUGACUUUGGGUAGAUGGGGGGACAGAGAUCCCACUGGUGGGAGUGGGAAGUUGGGGGCUGGGAGCGUAGGAUCAACUGACUGUCCCAGGGCCAAAUCUAGGCUUUCUGUCACCCGGGCAAAGACCCUGUUUUGUCACACACACCCCACAUGCAUCUGCAUAUACACACCCACACACCCACCUGGACACAUUUGUUCAUAAAGGAAAUAAAAAGAGCUUUCAAAGAGGCUGGAAAAGAGAGAGUCUCUCCAAAUAGUAACAUUGUCUGUGUGCUAUCUGGCUUUCAUUCAACCUUAAGAAGAUCUCCUCAGAGAGCAGUAGAUCAUUUGAGGAAUUCUAAGAAAUAUCAUGACUGUAUAUAAAUAAUAAUAAUAAUAAUAAUAAUAAUAAUGGAAACAGUGAUAAUGAUCAGGCACAUACCAGAGUAAGUCCUAUUGAACUCAGUGGGACUUCUGAGUAGUAAAGGCAGUUUAAGGCUCUAAAGAAGAAAAUAAAAGAAUAAAUACUCCACAAGUUUCCUUCAAAAAUUGUGGCUGCUGAACCAUUGCAAUUAAGGAAUUUAAAGUGGAUUGGCUACAUUUUCCUCCCAAAUUACAGGGAGGGAUAAAUACAAAGAGCUUCGUAUGUCAGCAUCACAUCUCAUUCAUUGCAGGUAUUUUAUGUUCAGCAUAAAGAGGACUCAGUUUUUGUAGCUGAUUGUAGGCAGCAGUGCCCUCUUUAUGUGUUCACGUGGUGUAAACAUGUAUGUUGUCUUCUAGAGAUCCAAAUACACACACACACACACACACACACACACACACACACACUGAAUGAACACACAAGCAAGCAAUACUCCAAAGGGCUUCUGUUCCCAAAAGGGCAGGAGAGGAUGUUCUGAUCUCUUCACCACUUCUAAUUCAUCUCUGAGGCUUUAAGGGAAGCAAAAGAAGAAAGAAAGAAAAAGAAGACCUUCCCAUUUCAACUUUGCGUGGAGAGAAACCUUCUCCAGGAUUUCUCUUUGUACUCAGUUCCAAAAACAGAGGGGGAAAGGGGAAGGAGGGUCGUUUUCCAGGUUUUCCAGCUUCCCCUUGCAGAUUAGCAUCACUCUGGUGCUCAGCAGAUGCUUUUAGACUCUGGAGGCACCAGGGGGGGCUGCGGACAGAGAAAGGGCCCCCCCUGCAAGCUGGGAGACUCAGUUGCGCCCCUCUAGAGGCUUCCCCCUGGCUGGCCCCCCUCCCCCGUUAACUAUGGCCUCUUCCCCCUCCCUUGAAGCCUCCAGGUCCCUCCCUGCCUAAAUCUCCGACCUUCCUUCCACAUCUCCCUUGCCUCCUCCCACAGUCCAGCCCAAGGUGAAGAUCACCCCACAGACAACGUUGAAUCUUCACCACACAACACUCUGCUGA
Podarcis lilfordi (Lilford's wall lizard) is the source of this 4892-nucleotide messenger RNA. The record is from the annotation of a GenBank genome assembly. Lineage: Eukaryota; Metazoa; Chordata; Lepidosauria; Squamata; Lacertidae.